UAUGUUUUUUGGCCAAGAUGAAUACAGUUUGGGCCAGACCAUUUUUAGUCUGCCACUCUGCGGCUAGGUCAAUUAUACAAACUUCGACUGCAAGAGCAACACAAUUGCCAAACACAAACAACACUAUCAGCACGCUUUUGAUAUUUGAAAAUAAAGGGGAGUGAAUAACAAGGGUGUAGAAGAGAGAGAGGGAUUGAAAAUGAAGCCAGUGGUGGGAAUGGUUGUGUCCAACAAGAUGCAGAAGUCUGUUGUGGUGGCUGUUGAUAGGCUCUUUCAUAACAAGCUUUACAAUCGUUACGUCAAGCGUACUUCCAAGUUUAUGGCUCAUGACGAACAGAACCAGUGCAACAUUGGUGACAGAGUUAAAUUGGAUCCUUCUAGGCCUUUAAGCAAGCACAAACGCUGGAUUGUAGCUGAGAUUUUGAAGAAGGCACGAAUAUAUGUCCCACCAGCAAAGGCUACUACUGAAUCAAACUCCCAACCAGAAUUACCAGCUCCGUCUUCUUCUUGACUCUUGAGGUGUGCUAGAGGGACAAGAUUUGUUACAGGCUAUUAUUGUAGUUUGGUCCUCCAAUCUCUUAUAUUGUCAGCUGUUGCUGGAUUGUAUUUACAAAAUUAAUCCUUUCUAAAUUUGCCUUUUACCAUCUUUUUUUGUGACUUAUAUUUUAGUCUAGUUCUUGGUGUUUUUGGAAACAUCUUGUGAGUUUGAAAGGUGGUGUGGAGAGGUGAGAAGCAACAACACAAGAACAAAGAGCCAGCACUGGACUUCUUGAUGAAUAAUAUAGUUAUGCUUGAGCUCA
Messenger RNA from Daucus carota subsp. sativus, 800 nucleotides. RefSeq lists its product as uncharacterized. Gene Ontology annotation, molecular function: structural constituent of ribosome. The record is from RefSeq and is a predicted model, not a curated record. Bases 200 to 511 code for a protein of 103 amino acids. The transcript is spliced from 4 exons. Gene Ontology annotation, biological process: translation. Gene Ontology annotation, cellular component: ribosome. NCBI's taxonomy places the organism in Eukaryota, Viridiplantae, Streptophyta, Magnoliopsida, Apiales, Apiaceae.